UCAUAUUAAUCGAAACCGUGGGUUACGCUUGCUUUAUCUUUUAUUUUGUUUAUUUACGUUCUGUUGAGGUUUUUCCCAAGGAACAGAACUACUGCAGUAGAUGUAUCGCUAUCUGCAAAUUUUAUUCCUUAAUAUUCGUAAAAACCCAAAACUGCUACCAUUUCCUGCACUAAGCACGUGUAAAACCUCUGUAUUUUGCUUAGAAUCAUCCCAGUUCGCUGUCAAGCAAAGAUUUUCUGGUAUAUUUACUUCAACCUCUAAGUGGUCAGUAAUGGAAUUUUCACAAGAUAAAGAUAAAUAUUUGAAAAUGAGUCUGGAUGAAAAAAGAAAUCAGUAUCAUUGUAAAUCUAAAUAUGUUACCUUAGACAAUAUUCCUAGCUGGAAACAAUAUUCUGUUAAAGUAAAGUCUCAUCAUUCUUCAUCAGAAUAUUCAAAAAAUGAUAGCUUGAAUGAAAGAGUAUCACUCUUUGUUGGUGACAUCACUGCCUUAGAAAUAGAUGCAAUUGUGAAUGCUGCCAACAAUUCACUUCGUGGUGGAGGAGGAGUCGAUGGAGCAAUACAUAGAGCAGCUGGGCCUAAGCUGCUAGCAGAAUGUUGUACUUUAAAUGGCUGCCCUACUGGUGAAGCAAAAAUUACUGGCGGAUACAAGUUGCCUUCAAAAUAUGUGAUCCAUACUGUUGGUCCUAUUGGAGAGAAACCUGAUUUGCUCAAAAACUGCUAUUGGAACUCACUAUCUAUUGCCAAAGAAAACAAUUUAAAAAGUGUUGCAUUUCCUUGCAUUUCUACUGGGGUUUAUGGUUAUCCAAAUGAAAAUGCUGCCCAUAUAGCUUUAAAGACAGUUAGAGAAUUUUUAGAAAAGAAUGAAAAUUCGGUUGAUCGUGUGAUUUUCUGCCUCUUUUUGCCUGUAGAUGUGGCAAUUUAUGAAUCUCUAAUGCAGGAAUAUUUUCCUUUGUAAAGGUGCUGUUUGAAAUAUUCUCAAGGAAAUCUAAAGUUUUUAAAAAUACAUCUUCCAUGCAUUUGUACUUUAUUGCAUUUAUUUAAACUUUUCUUUGUGAGACCUAAGCUUAAAAAAGCUGUUUUUUUAAAAAUUUAUUUUGAUUUGUGUAAUGCUCACUGCAUUUUUAUAUCUAUAUAUCUUUUAGUCAUUUUAAAGUAUUAUUUAAGAAAUAAUUUUUAAGUACACAGAGUAAGAUUAUCAAAUUAAUGUUCUGCUUAUUUGUAAAGUAUUAAAUUUAAUUAAACUGUUAACACAUAGUUGACGAAUAAGUUUUUAAAAUUCUGAAUAAGCUGUUAUAUUGUAGUGGAGAUACAAUUCACCGUGUUUACAACUUUUAUAACAAUAUCGUUAUGAUAAAUGUGGGGGAAAAUAUUGUUUUCUAGCUCUUGAAAUAAAAUACUAGAUUUUUCAACCUUUAUUGUCGAGUGUUUAAUAUUUUAAAUAUCUUAAUGCCUAUGCAAACUAAAAUUUGUCUAAUAAUUGAUGUAAUAGCAAAUGAGUUCUAAGUUCUUAUUAAAAAAAUGUAAACAAAGUGUUAACUUAUAAGAUUUAAUCUUGGUAAUUAGAUCACUCUUGUAACUCUUGUAUGAAAGAUAAGUGUUGCAAGUAAAUAAGAUUAUAAGAUUUUUUCAUUGUUAUUUUGCUGAGAAUUUUCAAAGUAUAUGAAUUCCUUUUUUUUCUCUCCAUAAAUUGUAAUCAAUAUAGCUAAUAUGUGUGUUUAAAGAUUGUUGAAAGUAUUAUUGUUUAUAAUUCUUGCCAUGAAUAUCUUAUUACUGAAGCUCAAUAAUAAAUCCUAUUUUUAUCUAUAAAAAAA
This is a messenger RNA of Parasteatoda tepidariorum (common house spider), 1811 nucleotides long. RefSeq lists its product as uncharacterized. The record is from RefSeq and is a predicted model, not a curated record. Gene Ontology annotation, cellular component: nucleoplasm. NCBI's taxonomy places the organism in Eukaryota, Metazoa, Arthropoda, Arachnida, Araneae, Theridiidae. Gene Ontology annotation, biological process: purine nucleoside metabolic process; peptidyl-glutamate ADP-deribosylation; DNA damage response. Gene Ontology annotation, molecular function: ADP-ribosylglutamate-[protein] hydrolase activity.